This is a messenger RNA of Aspergillus melleus, 1542 nucleotides long. RefSeq lists its product as uncharacterized. The transcript has a single exon. Lineage: Eukaryota; Fungi; Ascomycota; Eurotiomycetes; Eurotiales; Aspergillaceae. Bases 1 to 1542 code for a protein of 513 amino acids. The record is from RefSeq and is a predicted model, not a curated record.
AUGCCGGCUCGUCCGAGCCUGUCCCCGCGAUCCUCCGGGGAUUUCGCUGGCGCUCCUCAGCAUCGCCAGGACUUUCUCGACAAUCCGACAGACGAUCCGACGUCCGCUCGUCCGCGCCGCCCACUUCCCCCCGUUCCCCAGGACGAAGACGCAUUAGAUGCAUACGAAGAGAAUUUCAUGAAGAAGCCCCACCGAUGGAGUGCGCUCGGGCAUCUUUCGCGCGGCCAGGAGUUCUGGAAGGAGAAGUACGAGGCUCUUUCCGCGGGGCGUCACAGCCUCGACUCUCGUGAACCCCGGAUGCGACCGACUUCGGCUCAUGCAAGUCCCUCAUACCCGCACAUGGGUUCUCCGGGAAGAAGUCCCGGCCAAUCUCCCACUCGGAGGCCGCAGGAGGGCAGGCCACCGGAGCGGCCGGGUUUCCACAUUACGCUGAUCCGUCGCGAUCCUACGCAUGGCAGUCAGUGGAACGUCGCGACCAUGUCGAUGCCCCGGAUGGAUGGUGGCGCCAUUGACAUUGAGGUAUUUACGCCGGGUUAUAAGCGAUUUGCCGCGCAAAAUGAACCGCUCUCUUUGACCAGCCUUGGGGUGAACCUUCCCGCGGAAGCCCGCAACUCCCUCAAUCUCCCACCGCAGUCCGAGGCUGCCGAGACCACCAGUAACGAACCCGCGCAGCCGCGUCGGUUCCAGCGCAAGCUGUGCGUGUCCCGGCCGCAUGUGCCAGAAGAGUCACGCGGGUCGCUGGACGUUUCCGGAGCUCGGCCCUCCAUCGACAGCCUAGGCAGACCUAGCAGCCAGAGUGGCGGAGGCGUCUCCAAGCUCAAGAGCGGUUAUUACACCUUUACCUCGCCCUGGAACGGCACCUGCACCUUCUCCACCAGUGUCAACGGCCGCAGUCUAAAAUGCAAGCACAUGAUCCCCAUGCCUGGGUUUCCUCCUGCGGGCGGAAGGAAUGGCGCCGUUGAGAAUCCAGCCGUCACUGUCGCCGAAAUCCGCUUCAACACACCCUUCCAGGCCAGCCAUCUUCCUCAUAACCCGGGUCCUUCUCACGUCUCGCCUUUCUAUCUCAGCCAAACCGCCGGUUUCAAAGACCCCGCAGCCGCCUCCGAUGGUCACCCGGACGGCACCUCCGCCUUCCUGCCGCCAGGGUCGAAGCGCAGCUCCCUGGCGUACUUUUUCAACGCGCACGCUCAAGCCUUCACCAACCGUCCUCGCUCGCGUUCCGGCGCCAGCACGCACUCCAACCACAAUAAUAACCACCCACCACCCCCAUCCACGCCGCCCUUCCAUGCGCGCAAACCCUCCCAUAGCAGCGCCAGCAGUGUCGACAUCGACGACCCCUCUGGCGAGUCGCGCCGUCCGCUCCGUCGCCAACUUAGCGAAGACCGACUAGACUUCAGCCUGGCCCGAGAACCAGCCGGCGGAGGAAUGCGCGGCAAGAGCGCAAAACUGGGGAAACUUGUCAUCGAAGACGAAGGCAUCAAGAUGUUGGAUCUCGUCGUCGCUUCUUGCAUGGCGGUUUGGUGGCGGGGAUAUUAUUAUUGA